GCGGUGAGAACGAGUACUGCAUUUUACUUGAAAGUAGGAACAGAAAAUCCGUGUUUGGUCUGCAGCACCGAUUCUUUUUAGUCGUUGCACUGAAGCCCUUGUUGGUUUCCAGUGGCAACGCGGAUUGGGUGUUGCAGCUACUUUAUUUAUUUCUGCUUCCUUACAUAAAGAUACUCUGCACUAUGACAAGUGAAACUGAAGCAAGUGAAAGACAAAAUGUGUCUAGAAACUAUGAAGAUGAGUCUUUUGAGUCAUGGCCAAGUUCCAAGAGCAGCAGCACUGUGAAAUAUCCUGGAGACUCCCUUGAUCCCUGCUCUGUUGAAUCUGGAAGGACAGAGAGUUACAGCAGCAGCGAGUCAUUCGAAUCAUACUGCUCUCAUGAGGAGUUCAGUCCACACACUGAGAGUAGACCAGCUUCCUCUGUAAAGGAAUACCAAGAUGAGGAGUUUGAGUCCUGUGACGAUGCAGGGAUCACAGCAGAGGAAGAGCUUGCAGAAAAAUGGAUGAGAGUUCUGAAGAGUAAAGCUUCCUUUUCGACUGUGAGCCAGGAAAGGAGAUCAAACGCUUCUCCCCAAAGAGAUGUUCUGGAGCUUUGCCCUGAAGAGUCGAAAGCUGUGAAAUCUUUUUGCAGGGAGAAGAUCAGAAAAAUGGGACGCUGGCAGAAACGAUCCGAGUGCUGCAGGCACAGGGAGCAGCAGCAGUCUCUACCAGGUUCAGCGCAGCGAGAGACAACAUUAAACUGCAGGAUCCCUGAGCACCUAGUUACCAGGUUACAACUAAAACACAUCAUGGAGAUAGUGAAGCAGGCAACAGAAGUGGAGAUACACCAGCCAUCAAUGUGCAGUGCCUGUCUGUCUAAAAGAGCAGAACUAGCGAGAGAGAGCUUUAUUAAAAUAAAGAAGACCCAACUGGAAUCUGUAUUGCUGCAAGAGAAGCUUGAAGAAAAUCUGUACAACAGAGAUCCUAUCUGCCUGGUGGGAGAAGUACUGAAAGACCUUCCGAAACUUUCUGAUGACCCCAGCAAGAUCUGGCAUGCACUGAUCAAAAAGGAGCAAGUGGCAUGAUUCUAAAGAAAGCUUACGUGUUUGAAACAAACAGCAACCAUUUGGCAACCAUUCCAUUCACUAUGCAUUAAAGAAUGAGAACAACGUCUGUUUUGUACUAAUUUGCACAUCAACCCUAACCCAAGACCUGCAGCCUGGUAAACAAAGAAACCAGCAAGGCUUCUUCAGGACGGUACUACAAUACUUGUAUGUUUUGCAAAGACAAUUUCUUAAACGUUUUUUUUUUUUUGUGCCAAAAGUUUUUAAACUUGCAGUUGGAGUUUUAUUACCAUUGCUGUACUUUAAUGAUCUUCGUCAGCACUGUGCACAUGUCAAAGGGUUUGUUUUAGAGGUUCUGAUGCAGCCGCUUAAACUUUCAGCAGGUUAUUAGAUUAAGAACAUUGCCUUUAUAAAAGGUGCCUAAAUAUAUCUCUAAAUGGUAUGGUCUCCUAAAGUUAAUGCUGUCAUGUAGUGAAACCCAGUUAAGCUGCAAAUGUAUAAAUGUACAAGUGUAUUUUAAAUGGACCUUAGAUGGUGAAUCUGAGCCUGAAAGAAGUUAAUAAUGGAUUUUGCAACAGUGCAUUAGAGUAUCAGGGGCCCGUAUAAUGAAAUAAUAAAGUUGGAUGAUGGCUUGUUUAUUUAACUUUAUUAAAGUGUAUCAUCAAAAACAAGAAAUGCAGUUCUAGUACCGGUAAAUACUUCAUUCUGCUAUGUGGUUCAACAAAUCAAGUAUGCUGGUAAGUGCAAAAGGAAAUACAUUGUGUUUGUAGCCCAAAAGAUUUAUAAUAACACAAGUGUUUUAUCUCGGUAACUUAAAAGAAAAAAAAAAAAAGUUGAUUUAAUUCAUAAACUUCCACAGUAGAAACUGUAAAUUGAUGCCAUUGUCGAUUAAUGCAAGUUUUUGUAAAACAAAAAACCAAUCUUACAUUUUUCCAAUUUGUCAUUGUGGCAGAGAAACUGAUUUAGUUGUGUUAUGAUCCAUGUGCAUAAAAAACGUGCCUGUCCUGUUUAAACUCAGAGGCAGAGUAAAGAGCCGGGCAGCAGCAAACUGAUAAAAGGUCAGUUAUGUAAUGAAUUAGCAUUCGCAGAGGGAUACAUUACACAUGCAUAUUGAUAUAAAGACUGUAUCAGCUGUACAUUUUUAAAGGUGUCUCUUGAGGUUUUAUUAUUAGGGUGUUUAGCUGCUGCGUAAUGAGCAUUUUAAAUGAACCGUAUGCAGAGCGUAGCCCUCCAAUUUGAUGAGGGGCUAUCGCAAGAAUCAAAACCAUAAUCUUGAAAAAUGAAUAAUGUUCCCUGUGGGGGGUGUAAUACACCUGUCUUUGAGAAUGGACUUUGAAUUACUUACCAGGCAACUGCGUUUUAAUAUAAUGUCCGGUCCAUUGUCAGCCAGUAUUGUCCCUGGAGUGAAUUUUUUUAUCAUUCUAAGUAUGAAAGUUCAGAGGUAAAUAAUGAUUACUAAACUGCAUUGCAAGAGAACACUUUUGUGAUUCAUGAUAUUUGAAGAUGCCAAGUGUUAAGACAGGACUCCAAUAGAACAUGUUUUAUUGCAUUGUAUUACUAUAUAUAUAUUUUUUAAUAACUUCCCUAUGAUUUUGAUUGUUGUGUAACUUCCUACAGGGCAGGCUCCUGCUGCUCCUCUUUCAGUUUGUUUGCCUGUUUCUUCUCGGUGAAGUUGUGUCAGUAAAGAAUUCAUUAUCUCAACAAUCCAUACCAUCCUAAACCCCAGAGACCCAAUUCUAUUUUAAUCAAACAGUGCUCUGCACUCUCUAACAGAGGAGGCACUGAAGGAUUGAAGAAACAGAACCAGCAAGCAAUUGAUUGAAUAAAAGGUUCCUAGAAAUGCAUUAAAAACUUAUUGCAAAAAUAAGAUUGAAAAAGAC
Messenger RNA from Acipenser ruthenus (sterlet), 2923 nucleotides. RefSeq lists its product as uncharacterized. The coding region runs from base 183 to 1064 and encodes 293 amino acids. The record is from RefSeq and is a predicted model, not a curated record. The transcript has 6 exons. Lineage: Eukaryota; Metazoa; Chordata; Actinopteri; Acipenseriformes; Acipenseridae.